Ochotona princeps (American pika) is the source of this 3711-nucleotide messenger RNA. It is a transcript of the gene TMC5, whose product is annotated as transmembrane channel like 5. The transcript is spliced from 22 exons. Lineage: Eukaryota; Metazoa; Chordata; Mammalia; Lagomorpha; Ochotonidae. Bases 615 to 3491 code for a protein of 958 amino acids. The record is from RefSeq and is a predicted model, not a curated record. Gene Ontology annotation, cellular component: plasma membrane. Gene Ontology annotation, molecular function: mechanosensitive monoatomic ion channel activity.
CGCCCGCAGCACGCAGGCAGGCUUGGGCAUCUAGAGGGCGGGGGCGUUGAGCUAGGGGUGAGGGAGGGGUGCUUGGAGGAAAAACGGACUCGGGGCACGGUACUGAAUAGAGAGAGGUCCCGGGCGCCAACAGGUGUUCUAACCGAGCGCUCGUGCGGGGACUCGGCUCAACUCCAAGAAGAAAGUGAUCGGUCCUCCAGGCAGGAAGUCCGGCUCGGCUCCCCCGCCAGAGCGCGCCUCCCGGGGAGCUGCUCCACUACCUUGGUCGCCAACGCCGCCCGUCCAGUAGCAACGGACACAGACGCAGACUGAGAGGAUGUGCAGUUCUGCCAGCCAUCAGCAAUUUGGCCUAUCCUGACUCUGAGCCUGCACCUCGGUGAAUGACCUGCAACUUAGCUGCCAUUCAGGGCCAGCCUGGGAGAAGACCCGAGGACAUAGGACAGCAGCAGUCCCCAGUCUGCAUCUGCAUCCAGCUUGGUUUGUGCAAGUUUGCAUUGUUCACUGGGAUGAAGCUAAAGAAAUGUGGAGAGAAGUGUUAAACGUAAAGACCUCUGAAUAACUGCAAAUGUGGGAAUAUUUUAAUGCUCCAAGAUAGAUAAAGAAUCUGCCCCAACAUGUCUGCCUACUACAGCAAUAGAAGCUAUGAGGAGGAUUCAGAUUACCCUCCCUAUGCGGGCUCUCAGAACCACAGGAGGGGGUUUUCAAACGCUCAGGAUUCUCCAGGUUUUCAAGAUCCUCCGAGUAUUUUGGAUUAUCCCAGUUCCAGGAAUACUUCCUUCUCUGCAGGUUCCAGAGCAAGUCCAGAGUAUCCUAGAACUCUGCCUGAGCCCGAUUACAUUGCCUCUGAGAACAGUCCGUACCACCCAGACUCGCCUCGAGGGUCAGGGUACGGUGGAGCUCAGCGAAAUCCCAAUGUGAUAGGUUCCAGAAACAAUGGAAACUACGAAGGCUCUAGAAGAAUCCCAGAUUAUCUUGACUCCCUGGGAGAGCCGGACUACCCUGGGGCCCAGGGUACCUUCAGCCCUCCGGGCCGCAGAGCCAGUUCCAACCUUCCAGGAUCCAGAAGGAACUUACACUAUGCUCGUUCCAGAGUCAGCCCAUACACAGAAUCGCUUCUGGGACAGCCUGAUUAUCCAGGGGCUGAGACUGAACUCCGUUCUUCACACUUCUUCGGGGAACCAGACUCUCAUGGUGCUGAGAAUUUCCAGAACUCUCCAGACUUUUGGGGAAACCCUGAUUACCCAGGUGCUGAAGAUGGUCAUCAUUAUGGCUCUUCUGAAAGCCUGGAAGCAAGCAGACGUGAUAAUGGCCCCUUGGGCAUUCUUGGUGGAAACCAUGAAGAUUAUCCUGAAACUGUUGAAAUGGUACCUAUGGGAACGGCAAAUCCAGAUGGCCUCUUUCUACUGGGUGCUCCUGGAAGUGGCUAUGUGAAUCCUGCUUUUGUGGGUGAAGGUAGCCCCCUCUGUGCUUAUGGAAACCCACUGCUGACUGGAUCUGACUGGUGCAAGUCACCCCAAGGACAAAAGUUGAUUGCGUCUCUGAUUCCCAUGACUUCUAGAGACAGAAUUAAAACCAUUAGGAACCAGCCACGGACCAUGGAUGAGAAGAGGAACCUGAGGAAAACAGUUGACAAGGAGAAGAGUAAGCAAUCCAAUCGUGUCCUUGAGUUCAAUUGCUGUGCACAGUGUCUGAACUCCCUUUCUCUGGGUUACCGGAGAUCCAAGAGCAACCUGUCGGAGCUCCUCAACUCCAUCAGCUUGUGGCAGAAGACACUCAAGGUCAUUGGAGGCAAAUUCGGAACGAGUGUCCUAUCCUAUUUCAACUUUCUGCGGUGGCUCUUGAAGUUCAACAUCUUCUCCUUCAUCUUGAACUUCAGUUUCCUCACGAUCCCUCAGUUCACUGUGGCUGAGAAGAACACCCUGCAAUUCACUGGGCUGGAGUUCCUAACGGGAGCGGGUUAUUUUAAGGACACGGUGCUGUACUACGGCUAUUACACCAAUUCCACCAUCCAGCAUCGGCACGGCGGGGUCUCCUACAACAUGCCGCUGGCCUACAUCUUCACCAUUGGGGCCUGUUUGAUCACCUGCUUCUUCAGCUUGCUCUUCAGCAUGGCCAAGUAUUUCCGGAACAACUUCAUCAACCCUCACAUUUACUCCAGAGGCAUCGCAAAGCUCGUCUUUUGCUGGGACUUCACCGUCACUCACGAAAAGGCCGUCAAGCUUAGGCAGAAGAAUCUCAGUACGGAGAUCCGGGAGAACCUGUCUGAGAUCCGACAGGAGAACGCCAGAUUCACAUUUCACCAGCAGCUGACUCGCUUCUCUGCUCACGUGGUCGCCUGGGUGGUCUCCACUGGCAUGGCCGUGGCCUGCUGCGUGGCCGUCUACUACCUGGCCGAGUACAACUCGGAGUUCCUGAAGACGCACAGGAACCCCUGGGCAGUACUGCUGCUGCCAUUCGUGGUGUCCUGCAUCAACCUGGUUGUGCCACGCUUCUACUCCAUGUUCAGGCUGGUGGAGCGCUAUGAGAUGCCACGGCAUGAGGUCUACACUCUCCUCAUCCGAAACAUCUUCCUGAAAAUGUCCAUCAUUGGAAUUCUUUGUUACUAUUGGCUCAACAUUGUGGCCCUGUCUGGAGAGGAGUGUUGGGAGACCCUCAUCGGCCAGGAAAUCUACCGGCUCCUUCUGAUGGAUUUCGUGUUCUCUGUAGCAGAUUCCUUGCUUGGAGAGUUUCUAAGGAGAAUCAUCGGAAUGCAGUUUAUCACGAGUCUUGGCUUACAGGAGUUUGACAUUGCCAGGAAUGUUCUAGAACUGAUCUAUGCACAAACUCUGGUGUGGAUUGGAAUCUUCUUCUGCCCUCUGCUGCCCUUUAUCCAAAUGAUUACUCUUUUCAUCAUGUUUUACAUAAAAAAUAUCAGCCUAAUGAUGAAUUUCCAGCCUCCCAGCAAAGCCUGGCGGGCCUCACAGAUGAUGACCCUCUUCAUCUUGUUACUCUUUUUCCCAUCCUUCACUGGAGUCCUGUGCACCUUGGCCAUCACCAUCUGGAGAUUGAAACCAUCUGCUGACUGCGGGCCCUUUCGAGGCCUGCCUUUCUUCAUUCACUCCAUCUACAGCUGGAUCGACACCCUAAGCCGAAGGCCUGGCUACCUGUGGGUGGUUUGGAUCUAUCAGAACCUCAUUGGAAGCGUGCACUUCUUCUUCAUCCUCACUCUCAUUGUGCUAAUCAUCACCUAUCUUUACUGGCAGAUCACAGAGGGAAGAAAAAUAAUGAUUAGGCUUCUCCAUGAACAGAUUAUCAACGAAGGCAAAGAUAAGAUGUUUCUGAUAGACAAGUUGAUCAAACUCCAGGAUACAGAGAAGAGAGCAAACCCCAGCUCACGCAUCCUGGAAAGGAGAGAGGUGGAGCAGCAAGACCCUUUGCAUUUUGGGGACCGUGAAGCUACUCCUGACCUGCGGUACAGGCGAUCUGCUCCAGAGGACAGACCGAAGCCCUGAUGAUUGCUGCAAUAGCCACGUGCCAAUCAAACCAGGGAAAAAAAGCAAAGUGGAACAACUGUCUUUGUGACACCUGAGCCUUUAAGGACUUAACCAAGAAAGGGAAGUUUAAGUUUCUAGCCAGUAGCAGAACCUGACUGUGAAGUAAAUACACCUGGUUUGCUGAGUUUCCAAAACAAAAAUUUUGGAGUUUUUCAAUAAAGACAGUUAUCAUAUUAAG